AUGGAGGCUGGGACUCUUUUGACCCUCCUGAUGGUUCUGUCGAGCGCCAGGGCGAGCGACAACGGGCGCUCGGAGCGCACGCACCAGGUCCACACGUCUCAGUGCGGUGAGUACAGUAACCAGGUGAUGAAGGAUGGAACGUGCAAACUGGUGGCCACGCUGCCCCAGCUGGACGACCAGCGCUGCCCUGACGUGUUCCGCUGCACGGACGAGGUCUCCUACUGGCUCCACGAGAACGAAGAGCGCAAGCAGCAGAUCCUGGCGCUGCACGAGACCAUCUCUGAACUGCAGGAGGAGCUGCGCAACCAUCGGCACAGAGUUAAAGUCCUCGAGCUGCAGAGUGAAGAAAAGCUCCGUGUGAACUCGUCUCAGGAGCAUCGCUUCCGUGAGCUGGAGGGUCAGUAUGCUGAGGCCACCAUGCUGCUGCACGUCCAGGGCUCGCUCAUCUCCGACCUGCAGGCUCAGAUCCAUAACCUCUCCGUGCUGGUGGAGAAAGUGCGCCGAAACCCCGGCUGCAUGAUCAACAUCGUCCGUACCAGCCCGCUGCUGAGCACCCGGCACGCCCUGCAUCCUGAGAUGCAGCAUGUUAGAAACUGCCCCAUUGACUGCGCUUCGAUCUACUACAACGGCGUGCGGCGGUCCGGCAUCUACACCGUGGUACCCUCGUUAGGAGCCAUGCCCGUGGAGGUUUACUGCGACAUGGACAUGGACGGUGGCGGAUGGACCGUGAUUCAGCGCCGGCAGGACGGCUCGGUGAAAUUUGACCGCAGCUGGAAGGAGUAUAAAAACGGUUUCGGAGACCUGCGCACUGAGUACUGGCUCGGGAAUCGGCACAUCCACGACCUGUCCACUCAGGGAGAUUACACGCUGCGUAUAGACAUGGAGGAUUGGAGCGGCAAACGCAAACAUGCUCUUUACCAGAGCUUCAGGAUUGAGGAUGAGGCGGCCCAGUACAGGCUUCACGUCUCUGGAUUUAGCGGUACAGUUGAAGACUCGUUCAGCUGGUAUCACGAUAAGCAGGACUUCAGCACACCUGAUACAGGAAACAUCUGUGCUGAGAUCUCACACGCAGGCUGGUGGUACAACCAGUGUUUCUAUGCUAACCUGAACGGCGUCUACCACAUGGGUGGACGCUACUCUCCGAAGGGGAAAAAUACACUGGGACCCAACGGCAUCGUCUGGUUCACCUGGAAGGACUCUGAUUAUUACUCCCUGCGUAAGGUGACCAUGAUGAUCCGACCACGCACCUUCCGACCGCGCCUAUCCCCCUAA
Molecule: messenger RNA, 1272 nt
Organism: Neoarius graeffei (lesser salmon catfish)
Lineage: Eukaryota; Metazoa; Chordata; Actinopteri; Siluriformes; Ariidae
Product: fibrinogen-like protein 1
Exons: 6
Coding region: 1-1272 (423 amino acids)
Source: RefSeq, a predicted model, not a curated record